AAACAAAAAACAAAAAAACAAAGAAAUUAUUUUUAAAAAAUUGUGAUUGAAACUUCUACUCUGAUGCAAGCUUUGCACAUUCAGGUUUCCAAAAUGAAUAAUGUUAGUGAAUGGCUCUCGUUAGAGAUGUGGUCAAGAGAAUAGUAUUUUCAAAUCCAAUUUCAGUUAUGCAAAUACAAGCUUAGAUAACUAUGUUGAUAUUGAAAUUAAAGACAAUUUCCUGACCUUUUCCGUCGGCCAAGGGACAACCGUGGUGCAUCAGCGCCGAAGUUUCGGUAGAGCAUAACUUUGCUGUUAAUCAUUAUCAGAAGAAGAAGAAACAAAACUGAUGUGAGCUUGGGACUAAAAUAUAUUCAUCUUCCCGCUGUACUUGAAAAUGAAAUGGAAACUCCAAAAAACAAUUAGACAAAAUUGUGUGAAGGCUGGCUCUCCAAGGGGAACCAUUGAAAUCAACAACCAAAGCGUUGACAUCAUAUUUUAUUUUGGAUUUGUGAUCCCUCAUGAUCUUUAUCCAUAGCUGACUUGUAUAAGGUGGUGCAAUUACUAAUUUGCCUUGUAUAUAACGGCAGUUUUUUCCUGAAGUUUCCGUUGCAAACAAGGAGCAAGUAGCUGACUAUGGUAUGCUAUAAAAGUCCAUUGCCGUAAGUUCGUUCAAUUCCUGUUUUGUACAACCAUGGCAUGCACUUCAUUAUCAAUUCCUACCUCUCCGGCUAACUCAACCAAAAGAACAAACCCCAUCUUCAAAGACCACGUUCCCAUCCGCAGGUCUUGUUCAGAUCAUAACCAUCUUUGUUCUUACACCAAUCGUAUUCGUGCCGCAUCAUCAACACAACCAAACAACAGCCGUUCCAUAGGAAUUUUCCCUUUUAAAAUUUCAAGUUCCCUUGUCCCAAAUUGUCUUGGCUCAUUUUUGUUUGGUCCGUAUAAGCCUAUGGACGUGGUGGAAAAGAACAUGAACAUGAAUAUGGUGGAGAAGUCUGGGGAGAGUACUGGUAAUGAAGGAGAGGAGAUAAAGAGAGCUAAUUGGAUGGAGUGGCUUGUGGAACUCAGAAGUAAGUGGAGCAAUAUAUGGCAGCAAAAACAGGUUGAGGAUGAGGAGGAAGACAACAAUAAUGGAGAGGAGGGUUGCUGUGCAGAGGGUUGUAGUUUAGAAGAAAAGAAUGGAGAAAAGGGAUACAAAUCAUAUGAUCCUGAAUCUUUCUCAAGAUUUUUGGUUAGAGUUCCAUGGUCUGAAACCAAGCUAUUUUCUAAACUAGCUUUCUUGUGCAACAUGGUUUAUGUGAUACCAGAGAUCAAGGGUGAGGUUUUGCAGAGAUAUUAUGACCUACAAUUUGUAACAUCUUCAUUCGAAAAGAAAGCCGAGGCAGCUGCUUACAUGGAAGCUUCAACAAUGACAGUAGUGGUAGCAGCAAACGAAAGUGAAAAACAUGAGACAACGAAGGACUUUCGAGCAAGCCAGCAUUCCUCACCAUGUGAAUGGCUUGUUUGUGAUGACUCUAGUACUUUUACUCGCUGCUUUGUGGUUCAGGGACUAGACUCCCAUGCAUCUUGGCAGGCAUACCUCUUAUUCGAACCGACUAAAUUUGAGGGGACAAAUGUACUUGUUCACAGAGGAAUCUAUGAAGCAGCAGAGGCAAUGUACGAGCAAUUCAUGCCAGAAAUUUUAGACCACUUAGAAAGAAAGGGGGAGCAAGCGAAGUUUCAAUUUACCGGCCAUUGCAUUGGAGGAAGCAUUGCUCUUCUAGUCCACUUGAUGCUACUAACUAGGAACCUUGUCAAGCCCUCCACUCUUCGGCCAGUUGUCACGUUCGGCUCACCAUUUGUGUUCUGCAAAGGGCACAAAAUAUUUGAGCAGCUGAGUUUGGAUGAGAGUGAUCACAUCCAUUGUGUGAUGAUGCACAGAGAUAUUGUCCCUAGAGCGUUCUCUUCCAACUACAAUAACCAAGUGAUUACACUCCUAAGGCGUUUAAAUGGUUCAUUUCAAACACACCCUUGUCUAAUUAAAAGUGUAAGUACCAUCCCUAAAAUUCAUAAAACAUCCAAAAAAACACUUAUAUUGGUUAAUUUGGAUUUAAAACAUGAGCUGUCACUGCUUCUAAUGUCUUUUUUUCUUGUGCAGAAACGUUUGUACUCGCCAAUGGGCAAUCUAUUCAUUCUCCAACCUGAUGAAAAGUCAUCUCCUCCACACCCUCUGCUCCCUCCGGGGAGUGCCCUCUAUGUUUUGAACAAAACACAGUGUGGGUCCUCUUCAGGUGUCUUGAUGGCCUUCUUGAAUUCCCCACAUCCACUAGAAACCUUUAGUGACCCUGCAGCUUAUGGUUCAGAAGGUACAAUCUUACGGGACCAUGACUCUUGCAACUAUCUAAAGGCUAUGAAUAUGGUUCUAAGGCAACACACAAGGAUGGUUGUGAGGAAAGUGAGGAAGCAAAGGAAUCUCUUGUGGCCGAUCCUUACUUCACCAUCUCCACACUCAUGGAAUGAUGAAGAUAAAAGUGACCUGUAGAGAACCAAAUUGGUAACACGGGAAUGAUACUGAUAGGAACUUAAUUGUUUUUUUUCUCUUUCGAUUUCUGACGUAUAAAUGUAGAGGAUGUUCUUAAGAAAUUUAUGACUCGCUGAUUCUCUCCGUUUUAAACAACCACCAAAUCCGGUUCAUGAGAUAUUAUUAAUAUAUAGAUUCUAAUCUAUUCACAUUA
Molecule: messenger RNA, 2696 nt
Organism: Prunus persica (peach)
Lineage: Eukaryota; Viridiplantae; Streptophyta; Magnoliopsida; Rosales; Rosaceae
Exons: 4
Coding region: 674-2503 (609 amino acids)
Biological process (GO): lipid metabolic process
Molecular function (GO): glycerophospholipid phospholipase A1 activity
Source: RefSeq, a predicted model, not a curated record